CAAAAAAUUGUUCAGACUUGUUCGAUACAAUAACACACCAUGUCUUACGCCGACGCCGCAGCAAGAGGAGCUAAGCAAUCCCCGGAAGAUGUACGCGCUCCUAGAGUCGAAGCAAUCUAUAGAGACGAAUCGGAGAAUCCCGCAACUUUGGUCGACGUCGAUUCCCCACACGUGUCAUCCGUUGAUCCGGACUUCCUAAAGCAAAACGUCAAAACCAGCACCCAGGCCGAGCGGCUGCAACGCGAGCAGGAGCAGCAGACCAUCGAAGGCCAGAACAAGGCCCGGAAGGCCCGCGCGAAAGCAAAGGCUGAGAAAUCCAGUUUGAGCGCGAACAAGGACAACCCGGUCUUUGUGGGUAAUGCUGUAUUGCUCGGCUUGGCCGGUGCUGGACUGGGGUACGGCGCUUACCAGAAGCAUCUGAGCGGCAAGUUGUCUUGGGAGCUUGUUGGUCUCUGGUCUGGUGCUGUUGGUGCCUUUAGUGUAGCGGACUACUUUGUGAGCAAAUGGCUCAUCCAGAACAAAUACCCCAAGAAAUAAAUGUAGGAUACCAAAAGCAAUUGGGAUUUUGUUCGG
Aspergillus ruber CBS 135680 is the source of this 573-nucleotide messenger RNA. RefSeq lists its product as uncharacterized. Lineage: Eukaryota; Fungi; Ascomycota; Eurotiomycetes; Eurotiales; Aspergillaceae. Gene Ontology annotation, cellular component: mitochondrial outer membrane. Gene Ontology annotation, molecular function: nascent polypeptide-associated complex binding. The coding region runs from base 40 to 537 and encodes 165 amino acids. The transcript has 3 exons. The record is from RefSeq and is a predicted model, not a curated record.